AUGCCUCCUCGAUUAAAGGAUUCCGAUGAUGAAAAAGACACACAAAAUCAACAGCAGUACCAAGACAAAAAUGAUCAUCGCAUCACAUUCCGAUGCUGCUAUUUCACCAAUUGUUGGAUGAAUUUUGUUCCUUCUUUGUUUCAUCAAAAACACAGAAAAAGCCAUUCGGAGAGAAAUAAUAACACAUUAUUCUUCUUUCUAUUAUUUAUGUUGGUAGCAGCAGUGUUAUCAUCAUCUGUCUCAUUAUUUAUACAACGUCAUCAAGACAAUAUUCAUUAUCACUUGCGGGAAAAUUUUAGAAAAGAUUUUUAUGUUCAUGCACAGGGAUAUUUGCCGAGUGUGGACACGGUACAACAAGCACUAACAGUUGAAACAAUGAGAAGUGACGCUGUUAGCUUCGUCCUUUGCAAUAACAGUUUUACACCAUUUAAUUUAACCUUUUAUGUUGGAAAACUACACAAUCAAAUCACCAAUAGCCCUAAUGACGAAGUAUGUGGACUCACAGAUCCAUGCUCGUCCAUGAAUGAAGUCUUUGACCAGUUUUCCUCUCUAUUAUUGAAGGACAUGGAGACGUAUGCAUGUUUAUAUUACCAUAUGACCAUUGUAGUUCUCAAUGACCUUACAGACACCAGUUCACAAUCUACUUCAAAUUGUAAGAACACUGUUCCUGAAGUGAAGAAAAGUCACAACAGGGUUAGAGUUGACUUGACAGUGACAAGCGUUAAUCACGAAAAUCCAAGUACUAUCACUUGCUUCUAUGAGGAGGAUGGAGAACGAUUGGAAUUCAUUACAGACAUAUCGGCAAUAGUAUUUCUCUAUUUAUAUCAUAUCAAGAUGAAAAAUAUAUAUUUGAACCCGCUUACCGUUCAACAUGCAACAAUUAUCAACAGUAAUGUAGACAUAGCUCGGGCAUUGGAUUCUGCUGUUAUUGAAAACUCAGAUUUUUUAGAGAGUAGAAUACUUAUUGCUACAAAAACUUCUGCUUCAUUGCGAAAUAUAAAAUUGUCCGGAGGAUUAAUGAUUAAUCAGUGCUCUCAAAUACUCAUAGUUAAUCUAACAUGCUAUGAAGAUGACAAUGCUAAGCGAUAUGGUUAUUUGGAAAUAUCAACAGUUGAUGAUUUUCUUAUGAGGGACUCAAAUUUAUUGUUUGGGCUUAGAGGACAUGCCAAUUUCGAUUCAGUUAUAUCCAUUGCCAUAAUAGAUAGCAAUUUCGAAUAUGUUUCAACAUCGCCGUCUCGAACAAAUGAAAGCCUUGAAUAUGUGAUAUCAGUUGAAUUGGUGUUCCGCCUCAACAUUUUGGGAUGUACAUUCUCAAAAAGAAAUGAUGGACAAGGAUGGUUGAAAGUUGUAUCAGGUGGAGUUAUCUAUUUUUCACAUCUACACGUAGCAAACAAUACAUGUGAUGUGGAAGGCCUUUUCUUAUUGAAUAUUUGCCAAUCCAUUCGGAUUUCUGAUUCUUCAUUUCUGAACAAUGUUGCAAAUAUGGCAGGUGCACUUUAUAUUAUUGCUGUUAAGGAUUUAAGCAUUGUAGACUCGUCAUUCGAUAAUAACUAUGCCGUUGCUGACACAGGAGCAGUUGGCAUAACCCAAGCCUUUAAUUCUCGAAUUAAAGGAUGUAAGUUUCGCAACAACACGGCCAAUAACGGCAGCGGAGGUGCCUUAUCAUUGAAGUAUUCUGAAAUGUUCAUCUCACACACGACUUUUGUCAGAAAUAGAGCUACUAUUUCAGGAGGAGCGAUAUAUUCAUACUCUUCUUGGUUGACAGCAGUGGAAUUUUGCACAUUUGAAGAAAACACGGCUCAGUAUCAAGUCUAUGAUGAAUCUUGUUUUGAUACAUCAAGUAACCCCCAUGGAAGUGGAGGAGCAAUCGCUAUGUAUUAUAGCACCUCAGACACGUUUAUGGAAACGUCAUUUGUGGGUAACAAGGCAUCAAGAGGAGGAGCCGUCUUUAUAUCCAAUGACAUAAGGUUUAUAGCGAUCAAGUUUGAGAAUAAUUUUGCUUCCAUUUCUGGUGGUGCAUUGUUCGUCACCAAUAAGGCAUCUAUGACAAUGAGAAACGUUUCCAUGUUGGAAAACAUAGCCACAAUUUAUGGUCCAGAUAGUUCAACCCCAAUAGCAUAUUUUUCUGAAAUUGUAGAGACAAUUCCACCAACAUCAUCGAGUGACAUAAUCUCCAUUUAUCCUGGACAGAUCUUCAUUGUGAAAUUUAUGAAAAUGUAUGAUCGAUACAACAAUUAUAUUAAGAGUGUCAAAGAAUGCCCCACUCUAUCACUCUCUGACAAUAGAUUUCUAUUGGAAUCUAACUUUACUCAGUUAGACAGUAAUGUAAUAACAUUGACCAUCACGAUUGAUCCAAGUAUUGACAUUGGAUUGAACAACUAUGGAAUAUCAAACACACUUAACAUUGGAUUCAUCGAAAGUGACACUCAUAACUUGACAAUCCUUCUUACCUCUUGCCCAACAGAUUACGUCAUUAAGAAUGGAAAAUGUGCUCCAGGAUUCCCUUUUAGCCAGGUUAUCCCAGGGAUCAUUAUUGGAUCGUUGUUAUUUAUGCUUAUCGGUAUUAUUCUUGGCUCAUUUUUGUGCUCACUUUGUGGAUUUGGAGCAUGGAGAGCAUUUAAAAAGGUUAGAAGUAUUUACGCUAGACAAAGGUCAGAAAAAGAAAUUGAAGAAAAAUUAUUGACCUACGAUGUUUCAUAUGGAUCAUUGAAUUCUGAAAUCCAUAUCUCAAAAACGUCAAACUAUAUUAUUCCAGCAAACGACUUGAAAUUCGAAAAGAAAAUUGGAGAGGGUGCAAGUGGAAGUGUGUAUCAGGCCAAGUACAACAUGAUCGAUGUGGCUGUGAAAUCAAUUAUACGAACAGAGGAGACGGACGAGAUUUUUGAAAAAGAGGUUAUGUUAUUGGUCCAAUUACGCCAUCCCAAUAUUAUUAGUUUUUAUGGAAUUUGCAUAUCAGAGACUCAAAUGUAUAUUGUUGUUGAGUUAGGAAAGAAUGGAAGUCUGGAACAAUUGAUAACUAACAUGAAAAAAGGAAAGAUCAAGAAGACAUUGAAGGAAAAGCUCAAAAUACUGAUCGGUGUUGCUAAUGGCAUGAAGUACCUACAUGGACUGAAUCCUCAAUACUUAAUUCAUAGAGAUUUGAAACCAGCGAAUAUUGUGCUUGAUCAAUCGAAUGUUCCAAAAGUGUGUGACUUUGGUUUGAGUCGUACUGUGUCGAGCUCUCCAACCAAGUCGUUAACAACAAAUAUUGGAACUCUAAUUUACAUGUGUCCUGAAUUGAUUUUGGAAGACGAUUCUGAACCGCUACAUCAACUCUCACGAGAAAAUGCCACAAAAAUUGACGUCUAUUCAUAUGCUAUCAUCAUGUAUGAAUUAUUCUAUGAAGAGACAGCGUAUUGGAAUGAGAACUCUGAGAAAAUUAAUUAUUUCAAUCAUUUGAUUAAUGAGCAAAAGAAAGUGAAAUCGCUUAAUCUUCUCUUUUAUGUUGCCAAUCAUGAUAAGAGACCCUUCAUACCAUUCCUCAAUUAUGACGAAAUGAAAAUUUGGUGUGAUAAAUUCAUGUCCAAUGAUGAUACUACCAAUGACGAACUUUUAAUUGCAGUAGACAGUUACAUGAAGUUGAUGAAAUCAUGUUGGGCUUCUAAUCCUAGCGAUAGACCUUCGUUUGAAAGAAUUAUUCAAAAGCUGACUGAUAUUUACAACAUGGAUUUCUAG
This is a messenger RNA of Naegleria lovaniensis, 3714 nucleotides long. RefSeq lists its product as uncharacterized. Gene Ontology annotation, biological process: protein phosphorylation. NCBI's taxonomy places the organism in Eukaryota, Heterolobosea, Eutetramitea, Acrasida, Naegleriidae. The record is from RefSeq and is a predicted model, not a curated record. Bases 1 to 3714 code for a protein of 1237 amino acids. Gene Ontology annotation, molecular function: protein kinase activity; ATP binding. The transcript has 6 exons.